Molecule: messenger RNA, 3297 nt
Organism: Symsagittifera roscoffensis
Lineage: Eukaryota; Metazoa; Xenacoelomorpha; Acoela; Convolutidae
Product: choline dehydrogenase, mitochondrial-like
Exons: 20
Coding region: 136-3168 (1010 amino acids)
Cellular component (GO): mitochondrial inner membrane
Molecular function (GO): choline dehydrogenase activity; flavin adenine dinucleotide binding
Source: RefSeq, a predicted model, not a curated record
UCAUGAAAGUGAGCUAUUAACAGAACCAAUCAGCAUGUAUUAACCCGAAACGUCUUCCUUGAUUUUCUAAACUUUCUUUUUUUCUAACUCUAUCCCCUCAGUCCCUUGUGAGGGGGAACGCUCUGAUCAAGUAGAAUGAGAUCUUGUGCCGGUGUGUUAUCCCGUGUGGGUAAAUCCCACUUUGAUGGCAAUGGAUUGAGAAGAAUAGUGGAGUCUUCUCAAAGUAGCACCAGGAGUCUGACGACGUCACGAGUGUUGCAGAAGGUACAUGCAGGAAGUCUCUUUACUGUUGACAGACACGUGAACAGAUUGAACAACCCUCCUGAAUUGGUCAUAUUUGAUAAAGAUGGCACCUUAGUUGACUUCCACUCCAUGUGGUCUCCGUGGCUGUGGCAACUGGUGGAGAAUUUUGAGACAUCUACCGGUCGCAAGGUGUGUGGUGAUGCAAUUCAUGAUUUGAUGGGAUUCGACACCAAACAGGACAAAUUCGUACCGGGAUCAAUGCUAGGUGCCUUGGAUAUUACUGAAGAUACAAUGACUAUGUGCAAGCGUGCAUUGGAGAGGAUGUUAGUGACCCAGUAUGCAUACAGUGAGACUGAAGCGCAUGAGAUUGUAAUCGACAACUGGGUGGGUGGAAUGAAAGUACAUGAUGGGGCCUCAUCCUCCAGCGUCUCUCCAAUUGGAGAUGUACUUCUUCUGUUCAAGCUGCUCAAGAAGUUCAACAUCAAAAUAGCUGUGUGUACUGCAGAUAACAGAGAGUGCACUACUCAGGCACUGCAAGACAUGGGACUUCUGCCGGAUGUCGAGGCACUGGUAUGUGGAGAUGACGCAUUCUCGAAACCCAAACCAGACCCUCAUAAUGCUCACUACUUGGGGAAGUUGUUCAACUGUCCGGCUGAGAAGAUCGCAGUUGUUGGGGAUACGCCGUCAGAUACGGGGAUGGGAAAAUCUGCUGGGCUGGGAACUGUGAUUGGUGUGCAGAGUGGCGUGUGUGACACUGGGACUCUGUUGAAGGAGAGUGACUACGUGGUGGAUGACAUACACGAUGUGUUAGAUAUUGUACUCCCCGGAAGACUACACACUGACGACAUGUCCAGAAAUACGGCUUUAAAGCAUGCUAGCUCCAUGGCCGCUCUUAGAGAUGAACUGCUGCAAGCUGGAAAGAUAGUGGGUAAAUCCAUGUUUGGAUCAGAGUCCAGAUUAUUCCACACACUGUCACAUUCCAGUGGAGCACCUCCAAGGAGAUAUCUGGAGUCAAUACACAAUAUUAGUCAAAUCAGAAAAAGAAGUUUAUCAUCCUCAUCUGGAACACCCGGAACCAAAAAAUCAGAACCAACUAAAACUGAAGCACCAACCAAAACUACCACUACACGAUCACAAAACCCACGGUUGUUCGACAAUUCGUGGAAAUAUGAAGCUGAUUACGUCAUAGUGGGGGCGGGGUCGGCAGGGUGCGUGCUAGCGAACAGACUGACGGAAUACACGGACAAUUCAGUACUCCUUCUUGAGGCAGGUCCUAGAGACUGGUCGUGGACAGUGCACAUGCCAGUGGCACUCAUGUAUAAUCUGGGAGAGGGUUCGACCAAGUUCAACUGGAAUUUCAACUCAGUCCCACAGAAACACAUGAACAACAGAACAAUUUACUGUCCCAGGGGAAAAGGCUGGGGUGGCUCCUCGUCUAUCAACGGCAUGGCCUAUGUGAGAGGACACGCGGCAGACUACGACAGGUGGGCGGGACAUGAGGGGAAACUGGGAACAGAGUGGGACUACUUCCACUGUCUGCCCUACUUCAAACGGGCACAGACACAUCCAAACGGACCAUCUAUGUACCGAGGUGACAGUGGUCCCCUCCAUGUUUCCCGGCAGAUAUCCGGCAACCCUCUACACCAAGUGUGGAUUGACGCGGGAGUGGAGGCCGGUUUCGCCUUCACAGAUGACCAGAAUGGGUUCCAGCAGGAGGGGGUGGGCUGGAUGGACAUGACUAUCAAGAAUGGAAUCAGAUGGAGCACUGCUAAUGCCUACUUGAGACCUGCAUUGACUCGACCGAAGCUAAAGACGCUUUCGAAAGUGGCAGUGAACAAAGUGCUGUUCGAGAACAACAAGGCUGUAGGUUUGGAGGUGGAACAACCUGUGGGCAAAGAACCAAUCAAGAUCAGAGCACACAAGGAGGUUAUUUUGUCUGCGGGUUCAAUAGGGUCACCUCACAUUCUGAUGUUGUCUGGCAUUGGCAACAAGACGGACUUGGAGCAACAUGGAAUCGAAGUGAAACAACAUCUUCCUGGCGUGGGAAUGAAUUUGCAAGACCAUCUGGAGAUCUACUUGCAACACAAGUGCACUCAGCACAUCUCUCUCUACGGAGUGCAGAGAUAUCCAAACAAGGCACUAGUCGGCGCACAGUGGUUCUUGUUUCAGAAAGGUCAGUGUGCUAGUAGUCACAUGGAGUCUGGUGGAUUCAUCAGGACCAACACUUCCAUUCCACACCCCAAUGUCCAGUACCACUUCCUGCCCUCCUCCGUCAUUGAACAUGGCAGGGUGCCACCACCAUACGAGUGCUUCCAGGCCCAUGUAGGCACCCUGCGUCCGAAGAGCCGAGGAACCCUCAAACUAUCCUCUUCCAAUCCCAGAGACUCCCCCCAGAUAGAUCCCAACUACUUCUCAGAGAGGGAGGACAUGGAGGAGUUCAUAGAUGCUAUUGAGAUCACCAGGGAGAUAUUCAGACAGCCGGCAUUUGACCCUUACAGAGGUGAUGAAAUGUCGCCUGGCUCCGAGUACCAAUCACGUGACCAACUGGAACAGUUCAUCCGGCAGAAGAGUGACACAGCCUACCACCACUCGUGCACAUGUAGAAUGGGACCGGAACACACUGCUGUGGGGGAGGGGGCUGAUAUGUCCCCCCACGAGGCAGCUGUAGUGAGUGGGGAGGGGAAGGUGUGGGGAGUGCAGGGACUGAGAGUGGUCGAUUCCAGCAUAUUCCCCAGCAUGGUGAGUGGAAACUUGAAUGCCGCCACAAUCAUGGCUGCCGAGAAGUUGUCAGAUACGAUAGCUGGAAAACAACCUCUUCCGCCAAUCAACGCACCGGUCUACAAAUCACCUUCGAACACAAUCUACCAUGGUCGGGUAUCUGAAGCAUUGCCAAGAAACGAAGAGAAGCAAUCAGCUGUAGCUUGAAUGUUCCCAUACGAUGCAAUGAUAUAAUUUAUUGAAGAAAUCGAGAAUAAAAACAGAACUUGCUGUUUAAUUCUAAACUAGAAAUAUAGUUUGUAUAUAUAUCAAGUGAAGGACGUUGUUAGUCAACUA